AUGUGGCUUUCUUUAUUUCCUCCAUUCUCAUGUUUGAAAUCCCCCCUCUCUCCCCCUUUUAUUACAUUCUCUGUUUAUUAUUCUCCCUUUGUCUCCCUACAGCUAUCGUCAUCAUCGUCUCUCUGUUUCAUCAUUUUUACGUUCAUUUUUCUCUCUCAAUCUUUCUCCAUGUUCCUCACCUUCUCAAGGCUACUCCACCUUUUUAUUACUUACAUCUCAUAUUCUCUCUCUCUCUCUCUCUCUCUCUCUGUCUCUCUCUCUCUUUAUCAUUCUCUUUCUCUUAAUGUCUGGCUAUAUCUUUCUGUUUUGACAUGUUUUCCUUUUUCGUUCUGCUCUUCCCUCUCAUGUUUUUUUAUUCUUUCAUUCUUUUAUUCUCUUUUCCUCUCCAUUGGUUUAUCUUCAUCAUUCUGUUUCUUAGUCACUUUCUUUUAUGUCGUACAUUAUAAUACUUACUCUCUAUUUAGACAUCUUACACCCUCUCUCUCUCUCUUUUAUCUCUUUAAAUCUUCCCCUCUCGAUAUUUUACUUUUCGAUUACUUACUCCUUUCAAAUUUUACCCUCACUAUCCUUUUCUGUAUCGAUGUAUCUCUUCUUUAUCUUUUGGUUUGUUCAUCUCACUCAUUUAUUUCCUCUCUCUUUUAUAUGUCUUUCGAGUUAUUCCACACUCUUUUUCGAUUUCUCCUCUUCCUCUGUUUCUUACCCUUUUUUUCUUUUCUCGCUUUCUUCUUUUUUCUCUCCCUUUUGAUAUUACACCCUUUCUUUCUCUCCUUUUAUGCUCUAAUUUCUCCUGUAUCGACACGACUUUUCUCCUCUCCUUUAAUCUUCUCCCUUUCAAUAUCUAACCCCUCUCUCUCUAGUUUUACCCUUUCUAUCUUUUCUUCCAUCACUGUUUCUCAGGCGUUUUUCUUUCUCGUUUUCGAUAUCAUACUCUUUCUCUCUCUCUUUCUUUCUUUCUCUUCCUCUCUCUGUAUUAUUAUUCUUUCUUUCUUUCUUUCUUUCUUUCUUUCUUUCUUUCUUUAUUUCUUUCUUUCUUCAUCUUUUACUUUUUACUUUUCUUCCAUAACUUUCUUUCGCUCUUUUUCUUUCUUUCUUUUUCUUUCUUUCUUUCUUUCUUUCUUUCUUUCUUUCUUUCUUUCUUUCUUUCUUAAUCUUUUACUUUUUACUUUUCUCCCAUACCUUUCUUCCGCGCUUUUUCUUUCUUUCUUUCUCCAUCUUCCUUUCUUUUAUCGUUCUUUCUUUCUUUCUUUUUUCUUUCUUUUUUUCUUCCAUUAUAUUAUACAUUUUUAUUUUUCUCUAGCACCUUUCUUUUUCUUUCUUUCUUUCUUUCUUUCUUUCUUUCUUUCUUUCCCUAUUUUUCUCUGCGUAUCUCUUUCAUAUGCCAAAAGUCUCUCUCAAUUGCACUCCCCCACACACACACUCUCUCUCUCUUUUCAUCAUUAUCCACUGCCAAAUGAGGAGCUGAACUUCUGGUCUAUUCAUAUCUAUCUAUCUAUCUAUCUAUCUAUCUAUCUAUCUAUCUAUCUAUCUAUCAAUCCUAAACUAUUCAAAAAUAUUUUAGUCUGUCUCUCUCUCUCUCUCUCUCUCUCUAUCUAUCUAUCUAUCUAUCUAUCUAUCUAUCGCAUCUGUUCAUAUCUAUCUAUCUAUCUAUCUAUCUAUCUAUCUAUCUAUCUAUCUAUCUAUCUAUCUCUGUUCAAAUCUCUCUCUCUCUCUCUCUCUCUAUCUAUCUAUCUAUCUAUGUCAGUCUGUACAUAUCUAUCUAUCUAUCUAUCUAUCUAUCUAUCUAUCUAUCUUAAACUAUUUAUAUCUAUUUUUGUUCUUUUUUCAUCUAUCUAUCUAUCUAUCUAUCUAUCUAUCUAUCUAUCUAUCUAUCCUAAACUAUUCAAAAAUAUUUUAGUCUGUUCAAAUCUCUCUCUCUUUCUCUCUCUAUCUAUCUAUCUAUCUAUCUAUCUAUCUAUCUAUCUAUCUAUCUAUCGCAGUCUGUACAUAUCUAUCUCAGUCUGUUCAUAUCUAUCUAUCUAUCUAUCUAUCUAUCUAUCUAUCUAUCUAUCUAUCUAUCUAUCUAUCUAUCCUAAACUAAUUAUAUCUAUUUUUGUUCUUUUCUAUCUAUCUAUCUAUCUAUCUAUCUAUCUAUCUAUCUAUCUAUCUCAGUCUGUUCAUAUCUAUCUAUCUAUCUAUCUAUCUAUCUAUCUAUCUAUCUAUCUAUCUAUCUAUCUAUCCAAGACUAUUCAUAUCUAUCCUACUCUAUCCAUAUCUAUCAAUCAAUAUUUUUAUGCAAAUCGCCUGCAUACCGAUAGAAAACGAAUUCACUAA
Molecule: messenger RNA, 2310 nt
Organism: Acanthosepion pharaonis
Lineage: Eukaryota; Metazoa; Mollusca; Cephalopoda; Sepiida; Sepiidae
Source: the annotation of a GenBank genome assembly